AUGCCCUUUUAUCCGAAUGCCCACUCGCGGUGGGUACCGUAUACCACCGAUGCAAUCGCCGAAGUCUCCUAUGAUCCUUUAUCCGACACUCACAUUCCCUUCCGAGCAUCCUUAAACCACUUCCACCAGAACUGGGCGCAUAUUCAUUCCUCAAGGCCACAGCUCUUCCUGAGGCCCCAGUCGAUUGAAGAACUACGCCUUAUCGUUAUACUAGCCGGACGAUGCCAGAAGCGUAUUACGGUAAUCGGCUCAGGACAUACACCGAAUGCCCUGACGUGUACACCUGGUUGGAUGAUAUCAUUGGAUGACUUUCAAGAGGUUCUGAAGGUUAAUGAGGAUACGCGAGAGAUUACUGUGCAGUCUGGAAUACGGCUUUAUCAGCUACAUAGGGUCCUUGAUGGUCUUGGACUAGCCAUGCCAAAUCUGGGUACAAUCUCUGAACAGAGUAUAUCCGGCGCAAUUAGUACAGCUACUCAUGGAAGCUCUCUUCACCAUGGAUUAAUCUCCGACGAUAUAACGAGCCUUACGAUACUUCUCUCGAACGGAGAUCUCAUAAGUUGUUUCCGUGAUGGAACAACAGACCCUAAACUCUUCGAUGAAAAUGACGGCCUGUCCCUCUUCCGUGCUGCGUUGGUAUCGCUUGGAGCCUUGGGAAUUAUAACAUCCAUAACCUUUCAAGCUCGCAAGGCGUUCAAUCUGGCUUGGACCCAAACUCUCCACCCACAUAUCGACGUAAUAACCCACUGGAACUCUCAGAUAUUCGGUGCGGCAGAAUAUGAGCGUGUUUGGUGGUAUCCCUACACUGGGAAAGCUCUGCAUUGGAGCGCCUCUCCUACAACCCUAUCUCCGACCCCUCCACCGCCAUCGUGGUUUGGUACCACAAUAGGAUAUCAUAUAAAUCAAAUAAUGCUGUUAACAACAGUAUAUUUCCCUUCACUUACACCACUUGCUGAAAAAGCCAUGUUCUACAUGCAAUAUGGUUAUCACAUUCACUCUUCGGCGAAAGGGACUGUUACUGGUGUUUCAACAUCCGUGGAUGCCAUGUCUAUGAACUGUCUUUAUCGCCAAUAUGUAAACGAAUGGAGCAUUCCACUAUCAUCAGGUCCUGAGUUCCUCCACCGUUUACAGUCUUGGCUAUUGGGGAAACGUUAUGAUGUUCACAAAAUUCCAUUCGAUAACACCGUUUCUUCGACACGUGUGUAUGCUCACUCACCGAUCGAAGUGCGACCCUCAUAUCCUGCUCCGGACCAUCGAGACGAAGACUUUAGACCAUACCUGGAUACCCACCAAAAGGGAGAACCGAGCUUAUAUAUUAAUGCUACGUUGUUUAAACCUUAUGGAAGGGAUAUCCCCGGUCGAGAAAAGUUUUAUGAGGUGUUCGAAUGGUUGAUGAAAGAGUAUGGUGGGAAACCACAUUGGGCGAAGAAUUGGAGUACACUAGGAAAACGCGAGUUCAGGAGUAUGUAUGGAGAGAAUCUCGAGAAGUGGGUGGAUAUUAGGAAACGAGUUGAUGGAAACGGGGUGUUCUUGAAUGAUUUUGUCAAGUUGUAUCUAGAGGAUGAGAAUGGAAAUGGGGAGCUUGAGGAAGUAGAGGGAAUGUUUGGGGAGAAAGAUGAAGAGAAGGUGAUCGAGAAGGAAGCGAAGUGGAAAGGUAAACAAGCGGUUAGACGGUUGAGCGAUGAGAGUGAUGUGACUAUGACAGCGAGCAGUGGGAGUUUGAGGAAUAGCCUUUUGGCGGGGAGUUAUGAUCAUUUGAGGGCCAGUGAGACGGAAAUGUCGUUCAUGGAAGUUGAGGGGCCGCCACCUUUUGCGGACUUGUAA
Molecule: messenger RNA, 1821 nt
Organism: Orbilia oligospora ATCC 24927
Lineage: Eukaryota; Fungi; Ascomycota; Orbiliomycetes; Orbiliales; Orbiliaceae
Exons: 1
Coding region: 1-1821 (606 amino acids)
Cellular component (GO): mitochondrion; membrane
Molecular function (GO): FAD binding; D-arabinono-1,4-lactone oxidase activity
Source: RefSeq, a predicted model, not a curated record